Rhea pennata is the source of this 3777-nucleotide messenger RNA. It is a transcript of the gene DAG1, whose product is annotated as dystroglycan 1. The coding region runs from base 205 to 3069 and encodes 954 amino acids. Gene Ontology annotation, molecular function: calcium ion binding; laminin binding. Gene Ontology annotation, biological process: muscle attachment; axon guidance; morphogenesis of an epithelium. NCBI's taxonomy places the organism in Eukaryota, Metazoa, Chordata, Aves, Rheiformes, Rheidae. Gene Ontology annotation, cellular component: basement membrane; sarcolemma; dystroglycan complex. The record is from RefSeq and is a predicted model, not a curated record. The transcript has 4 exons.
CCCGCUCCGUACGUCGCGGCCGCUGGCGGCGAGAGCCCGGCGGGGAGCGGCCUGCGGGCCCGGCGGCGCCGCACCGGUUCCGAAGAUUCCUAGGAUGAGGCUGCUGUGAGGGACUUGCGGAACCCCUGCGUACUCUGCAGUGCCUACAGAUCCCCUGUGACUCCCUUUCCGGGUGGAAUACCAUAGCCGAAGUCGCCAGGCAGAAUGACAGUUGGAUAUGUACUGCUGCCCCCUUUCCGGGGGAGGACUUUGCUCUCCGUGCUGUUGCUGGCGGCCUCUGUUUACUGCCACUGGCCCAGCGAGCCGUCGGAAGUGGUACGGGACUGGGAAAACCAGCUGGAGGCCUCCAUGCACUCUGUGCUGUCGGACCUCCGAGAGACUGUCCCGGCUGUGGUGGGCAUACCAGACAGCUCUGCCGUUGUGGGCCGUUUCUUCCGAGUCUCCAUCCCAAUGGAUUUAAUUGCUUCCAGUGGAGAAAUAGUCCAGAUAUCUGAAGCUGGGAAGGAUUCUUUGCCUUCAUGGUUACACUGGAACGCGGAGAGCAGCUCUCUGGAAGGCCUGCCCCUUGACACGGACAAGGGCGUCCACUACAUCUCGGUGACCACGCUGCAGCUCUUCCCGAAUGGGAGUCAUGUGCCACAGACAGCAAAUGUGUUCUCCAUUGAGGUCCACCAAGAAGACCACAACGAGCCUCAGUCCGUGCGCAUGGCUGUCCAAGAUAUGGGUGAUGCAGCACCGUUUGUGUGUAGUGCGGAAGAGCCAGUCACUAUCCUGACUGUCAUUUUGGAUGCUGACUUAACAAAAAUGACACCAAAGCAGAGAAUUGAACUUUUAAACAGAAUGAGAAGCUUCUCAGAGGUGGAACUUCAUAACAUGAAGUUGGUUCCUGUUGUAAAUAACAGACUCUUUGACAUGUCUGCCUUCAUGGCAGGACCAGGAAAUGCAAAGAAGGUGGUAGAAAAUGGGGCCUUACUCUCAUGGAAACUGGGAUGUUCUCUGAGCCAAAACAGUGUUCCCAACAUCAGCAAUGUCGAGGCACCAGCUAAAGAAGGGACCAUGUCUGCCCACCUUGGCUACCCUGUUGUUGGCUGGCACAUUGCUAACAAGAAACCUCACCUUCCAAAGAGGAUGCGGCGGCAGAUCAACGCGACCCCUACACCUUUGACUGCGAUCGGACCACCCACCACCGCUGCCCAAGAACCACCAACAAGGAUCGUCCCUACUCCGACAUCACCUGCCAUUGCACCUCCCACAGAAACGACAGCUCCUCCGGUCAGGGAGCCCAUACCACUGCCCAGGAAGCCUACUGUCACCAUCAGAACAAGGGGCCCGAUAGUCCAGACGCCCACUCUGGGACCGAUCCAGCCCACCAAAGUGGUAGAAGCCACCGGCACAGCCUCUGUGCCUAUUCGCCCCACCAUGCCCGGUUUCGUAGAGCCCACUGCUGUGAUUACACCUCCUACAACCACCACCAAGAAACCAAGAGUCUCCACUCUGAAACCAGCCACCCCAUCCACAACGGAUUCUUCUACGGCGACAACACGAAGACCUACUCGAAGACCUAAAACCCCACGGCCUACAAAGCCUCCUAGCACAACGAGAUCCCCGAUCACUAAGUUGACAACCGCCUCCCCGCCGACCCGUGUACGCACCACAGCUAGUGGGAUUCCUCGGCCAUGGGAGCCAAAUGAGCCACCCAAGCUGACGAACCAUAUUGACAGGGUUGAUGCGUGGGAGGGCACUUACUUUGAGGUUAAAAUACCAUCUGAUACCUUCUAUGACAAGGAGGAUACCACCACUGACAAACUGCAGCUGACGCUAAAGCUGAAAGAACAGCAAAUGAUAGAGGAGAAUUCGUGGGUCCAGUUCAACAGCACCAGUCAGCUCAUGUACGGCAUGCCAGACCAUAACCACAUAGGGAAACACGAGUAUUUCAUGUACGCAACUGACAAAGGUGGACUUUUUGCUGUGGAUGCUUUUGAAAUCCAUGUGCACAAACGGCCGCAUGGGGACAAGUCUCCGGUGAAGUUCAAAGCUAGGCUGGAAGGAGACCACAACACGGUGGUGAAUGACAUCAAUAAGAAGAUUAUGCUGGUGAAGAAGCUGGCUCUGGCAUUUGGUGACAGAAACAGCAGCACCAUCACCGUGCAGGACAUCGCUAGAGGCUCCAUCAUAGUGGAAUGGACAAACAACACCCUGCCCCUUGACCCCUGUCCCCGGGAGCAAAUCCGGACUUUGAGCAAAAGAAUUGCAGAUGACACUGGUAGCCCGAGCCCAGUUUUCACAAACGUCUUACAGCCCGAGUUCAAGCCUUUGAAUGUGUCGGUUGUUGGCUCUGGCAGCUGCAGGCACAUCCAGUUUAUCCCCGUGACGAAGGACGGGAGGGUGAUCUCAGAGGUGGCGCCGACAGUGGCAGCUGGCAAAGACCCUGAGAAGAGCAGUGAGGACGAUGUGUACCUGCACACCGUCAUCCCCGCCGUGGUGGUGGCGGCCAUCCUCCUUGUGGCUGGCAUCAUUGCCAUGAUCUGCUACCGCAAGAAGAGGAAAGGGAAGCUCACCAUCGAAGACCAGGCCACCUUCAUAAAGAAAGGUGUGCCCAUCAUCUUUGCUGAUGAGCUGGAUGACUCCAAGCCUCCACCAUCUUCCAGCAUGCCCCUCAUCCUCCAGGAGGAGAAAGCCCCGCUGCCCCCUCCCGAAUACCCCAACCAGAGCAUGCCGGAGACCACGCCGCUCAACCAGGACACCAUCGGGGAGUACACGCCACUGCGCGACGAGGACCCCAAUGCGCCGCCCUACCAGCCACCCCCACCCUUCACUGCACCCAUGGAGGGGAAAGGCUCCCGCCCGAAGAACAUGACCCCUUACAGCGCAGUGCCAUCUCUUCGCUUUGACUCCUCUUUGAGUGUCAUACGGGAACAGCCCCUUGCCUGCCCCUGGCUCUCCCAACCACCCUGGGCUGCGGACUUCCUCCAGGUCUGCUCUGCGCACAGAUGUGGGCGAAGCCGUCUGGCUGUUGGAAAAAGAGAAAGGAAAAAAAAAGAAAAAAAAAAAAGCGCCAGAAAUAGUUAAUAGUCAAAAAAAAAAAAAAAAUCAGUGAACUCUCAAAUCUAAUUUUUUACUAAAUUUUUGAUACAGCCUCAAACUGUUUUAUUAAAAAAAAAAGAAUUAAAAAAUGGUAACGCUGACAGCAGUUUGUAUGAGCUUAGCUUCUUAGCAUCAACUCAGAGGGACUGACUGCUUUGCUCACAUUGAGUUUGUCUCUCAUUGUUGUCGAUAAAUAUUAGAGCCGUGGUUCGGUCUCUCGCCUUCUUAAAAGCACCUAUCUUCCGCGAGGUGCCGGCAGCCCCGAUGGCUGCCUCUUGCUUUAUUUCAUUUCUUUUUCCUUUUUUUUUUUUCUUUUUUUAAUAAUUUCUCCUUCGGACUAAAUCGUUUUAAGCAUGCAUUUCUCUCUGACCGUUUGAGAACUAUUUUGGGUACCUUUUUCUUGAGAGGGAGGGAAAAACCCUUUGCAAUAAGGCGGCGGCGCCGGCGCUGGGGCUGCGCACGCCCCGGCGCUCGCUUUCCGCACCAAGCAGACGCUUCAAGCCAUAUUGACCGUUCCGUAAAGCGCGUUUGCGCGCCGGUGCUGCCGGGCGCGCGCCGGGUGACGGACGGACGGACGGACCUUCGCCUCCUCCUCGCUGGGGUGGUUUCUCGCCGCCGGCGCGAGCUGGCGGGUGGGGAGCGGGGGCGGCCGCGGGCCUCGGCGGCCCCCGUUGCGGUGCGGCCGCGCCGGAG